CCAGCGCCAUCUUGGAUCACGUGAUAACCGGAAGUGACGUAGAUGGAUGGGAUGACGUAAUCGUGUUGAGUUUCGUUUUUAUGGUGUGGCAUCGAAUAUAUAUUUUUAGGUUUUGUGGCAACGAACUCUUGAACCACGUGUUUGGAAUGACAUCAUCCAUUUCUUGUUGGGACAUGUUGUUUUACAAAAUGGCGUCUGCCGUAUCACACCUUUGUAUGCCUCCGCUAAGGUGUAUGGAUACUUUUCUGUGAACCAAUCAGAUUCUUUGAAAUAUGACCUCACCGUUUCUUAACCAAUCACCGUUCAGAUGAAAUAAAGAGUUCCUACCCGAUAUAAGGUUAUCCCGAGCAACGUUCCGCAUUUCUUUCCUGCCUGUCGCCCUGAGUGUACGUACCUGCUUUUGCUUAGACAAUCAUUCUUCACUGCUUCGAAUGGAUCAGGCACGAAACCACAGAGAGGUGAGUAACUUUUUGAAAUAUACCAUUUUUUAGAUUUUUUAAUCUUUAAAAAUAGUUGAAUUUGCAAUAUGUGCUUAAUUUGUCUUUACUUUUUUUCAGAUGGAAAACCUAUUUGAGAAAGAACCUAUGCCUUUGAACGAUAAAGUGUUGAACCAUGAAGACCGCACCCUAGAUGUUCCCAAUGAAUCAGCUAGCUCUUGUAUCAAAAGAAAAGCAGAAGAAACAUCCCAUUUCGAGAAAAAACGCAAAGGACUCUUCACCGAAGAGGCUAUUCCAGAGGAGCUCACUCACAUGGGAGACAAUGUCUUUGUGGGACCCAGCAUUUACAAGGGAAAAGUGACUGUGCACAUCCGAGAGUAUGCCAAAUAUGGUAAAGCUUACUAUCCGACAAGACGAGGAGUGAACUUUGAGCCGUGGUGUUUGAAUGUUCUCGCAACCAACAUGACAGUGGAGGAACCAGACCUGCUGACACUAAAUCUGGAAUUGCCCAAGAAUUUUGUGGUCACGUAUAAAGAUUCCCACUUCACUCUGAAACAACUUUCUGCUCAAGGAGAUGAAAAAAGUAGCCUCAGCAUUACAACGACGCAGUGGGAAGAACUGAUGUCCAACUUUAGCCGUAUCAGCGAUAUUGUCACCAACCUCGUUUAUCAAAACAUGAACUUUUGUGAAGCCUACGAAAGCGUAUCCGACGAACCUGUCAGAGAGGAAAAUCUGCCCCAAUCUUUUGACAUUUCUAUGGGAAGAGCGCGACUUCAAACCAUUCUAAAGACGUCACUUGAAGAACUUCUUAAUCAACAAGACGAACUGAAAUAUCCCCAGCUGAAAGACUGUGAAGAACUUGUUCAUAAAACAGAAACUGUGAAUGCCAUUGCUCUGAGAUUCAAUGCUGUUGACAUCGCCAGACAAUUUUAUGGAAGCAUUUGGGGUGAAGAACCCUAUUUAAUGUUAGUGAAACCUGCUCACUACAUUACCAAGGACUUUUUAAAAUCUGUGUGUUUAAACCAUGUACUCGAUGAAGUAAGAAACACAUUUUGUACUACUAAUGGUGUCUUAGGUAUUGAAUACUAUGAAUAUUUGUAA
Molecule: messenger RNA, 1538 nt
Organism: Stegodyphus dumicola
Lineage: Eukaryota; Metazoa; Arthropoda; Arachnida; Araneae; Eresidae
Source: RefSeq, a predicted model, not a curated record